AUGAGUUUAGUAAACAGAAGGCUAUUUAGUAUUGUGCAACCAUGUUUGCAACAUACGUCACAUCCGAGGUUUGUUGAUACAAUCAAGGAGACGUCGAAACCGGCACAGGAACGGUCGUAUGAGAUUACAAGACCAAUUGGGUUGGAAUCGCCUGUUUUGCUUAAUCACAAGCUAUCAGACACUUACUCCCUUUCCAAUGUAGGGAAUGAACUAUUUGGCGCUCAGGCCAAAGAGAGGCGACAGAAGUAUUUGGACUAUGAUUUAAAGCAUUCACCUAUAUUUGACGCUAAAUCAUUUCGCAACACAAAUGGCAAGAUAUUUACUCCUCCAAUUUCAUGGUUUAAACUGGAAAAAUCAUUGUAUUUUCCUGAUUUCGUAGCCAAAACACUAAUAGGUGACAAGGAAAGCUUAUACGGUUUAUUGAGAGCGAAAUAUAGUAUUGUCCGGUUAUUUUCCUCAGUAACAGGUGACGAAUGUACCAAGACGUAUUUCAAAGUUGAUAACAAUGACUUUUACACUAGCAGCUAUGCGCAGUUUACUCAGGAAUUUCCCAAGUUUCAAAUAAUUGACAUCAACAUGCCUACUAGUUGGAUUAAAGGUUUCAUUUUGAGCUUGUCUUUAUCCAAUUUGAAAAAGACAAUACCGCCAGAGAGGUGGAAUCAGUACUUUAUUUUACCAAAUCAUCUUUUACCUCCGGAUAUACGAGAAAAGCUACACUGUGAUAACCAAUGUUCAGGUUAUAUUUACAUAGUUGAUUCUGUGGGGAAGAUAAGAUGGGCAACUAGCGGAUAUGCAACUACUGAUGAUUUGAAAUUGAUGUGGAAAGUCGUUAGGGGUUUACUGAGAGAAUCAACAAACCAAGUUUUGUAA
Lodderomyces oxycetoniae is the source of this 870-nucleotide messenger RNA. RefSeq lists its product as uncharacterized. The transcript has a single exon. Lineage: Eukaryota; Fungi; Ascomycota; Pichiomycetes; Serinales; Debaryomycetaceae. Gene Ontology annotation, biological process: mitochondrial proton-transporting ATP synthase complex assembly. The coding region runs from base 1 to 870 and encodes 289 amino acids. The record is from RefSeq and is a predicted model, not a curated record. Gene Ontology annotation, cellular component: mitochondrial inner membrane.